AUGACUGAUGAUAUAUUGCAUCAACAUCGUACACGGUGUAACGACCUAGCGAUAACAUUCAGCGACGAUAUGUACAAUGAAGCAUUGAUUGCUAUUGAGGAUCUUUGCAUUAUCAUUGCCAACUUACCACUCAGUCAUUUCAGUAUGAAUUCGCCAAAUCGAGGUGCAACUGAUUUAAUGAACACUGAAAUGAAUCGUGAAAUGCAGUACAAUACUGUAGAAACGGCGGCGAUUGUUACUCGCAAUGUCCCACUAAUGAAUGAGGAACAAAGAACCAUUUACGACCGCAUUAUGCUCGCAGUUUCAGCAGGACAAGGUGGGUUCUUCUUUUUAGGUGCACCAGGUGGAACUGGCAAGACAUUCCUUAUUUCGCUAAUUCUCGCGAAAAUACGAUCCAAUAAUGGCAUCGCAUUGGCCGUUGCAUCAUCGGGCGUUGCGGCAACUUUAUUGGAUGGAGGCAGAACAGCUCAUUCAGUAUUCAAGCUACCACUAAAUAUUCAAAAUAACCCUGACUCAGUGUGCAACAUAAAAAAACAAUCGUCCAUAGCCACAGUGCUGAAACAGUGUAAAAUUAUCAUCUGGGAUGAAUGUGCCAUGGCACACAAACAUUCGCUUGAGGCGUUGAACAGGACAUUGAAAGAUAUUAAAAACAACGACAAACUAUUUGGUGGCACUCUGUUAGUUCUUUCAGGUGACUUCAGACAAACACUUCCCGUCAUUUCAAAUUCAACAUCCGCUGAUGAAAUCAACGCCUGCUUAAAAUCAUCGACAUUGUGGCGUAAUGUUGAAAUAGUACAGCUGAAAGUAAAUAUGCGCGUUCAAAUGCUUCAAGAUCCAUCCGCUGAAACAUUCUCAAAACAACUCUUAGAUAUCGGCGAUGGAAAAGUCACUAUAGCUGAAACUGGAUACAUAAAAUUAGCGAAUGAUUUCUGCACAAUCAUUGAUUCGUCUGUCAUGACUAUGCAUGAUCAUUCACAACCGUACUCGACUGUGCAUGACUGUGUACCAUCAGAACUGUAA
This is a messenger RNA of Cotesia glomerata, 1020 nucleotides long. RefSeq names its product ATP-dependent DNA helicase pif1-like. NCBI's taxonomy places the organism in Eukaryota, Metazoa, Arthropoda, Insecta, Hymenoptera, Braconidae. The transcript is spliced from 2 exons. Gene Ontology annotation, molecular function: DNA helicase activity. The record is from RefSeq and is a predicted model, not a curated record. Gene Ontology annotation, biological process: telomere maintenance; DNA repair. Bases 1 to 1020 code for a protein of 339 amino acids.